Molecule: messenger RNA, 1926 nt
Organism: Oryzias latipes (Japanese medaka)
Lineage: Eukaryota; Metazoa; Chordata; Actinopteri; Beloniformes; Adrianichthyidae
Gene: rab34b
Product: RAB34, member RAS oncogene family b
Molecular function (GO): GTPase activity; GTP binding
Source: RefSeq, a predicted model, not a curated record
CCUCAAGUCCCUAGUGACAUUUUAAGAGUUUGCUGUCAAACGUGUCCACAAGAGGGCACUUAGAGUGUAACUCCAGGAGAAAUGAGAGUUUCCAUUUGGAGAGUCUGCUGUGGAGAGAGCGUCCAGUUCAAGAGCAGGCUUGUAGGUGUCAGAACUUCCAGAAUAGUUUUUGCUGUUAAACUUGGAAUUUUGCAUCACAUUGAUCAUUUUAAACAUCAUUCAGAAAUGUGCCUGCUAUCUUGAAUGAGAGGAGUGUUGGUUACGGCCACAACUGAAUGUGUCUCUGUGACCCUGAAAACCUGCCGCAGCAUGUUACCACCUGUGAAGAAGGACCGGGUCAUCACUCACCUCCCGAAGUGUUUCAGUCCUCAUGCAGCCCUGCACACCAAAGAGGGCUUCCAUCCAAAGGUGAAAGCUGCAUGCCAGACGCAGAGGGCCAGGGCGUUGAGCUUUAAUGUGGCAAAGGUCAUCGUGGUGGGGGAUGUUGCCGUUGGGAAGACGUGUCUGAUCAGCAGGUUCUGUAAGGGUGUAUUUGAUAAGAACUACAAAGCAACCAUCGGGGUGGAUUUUGAGAUGGAGCGUUUCGAGGUGCUUGGUGUUCCUUUCAGCUUGCAGCUGUGGGACACAGCCGGUCAGGAGCGCUUCAAGUGCAUCGCUUCCACAUAUUACAGAGGAGCACAAGCCAUCAUAGUGGUGUUUGACUUAAGCAGUGUGACCUCUUUAGCGCAUGCAAGGCAGUGGCUGGAGGACGCCAUGAAAGAAAAUGACCCGUCCAGUGUUUUACUCUUCCUGGCUGGCACCAAAAAGGAUCUCAGUACCCCUGAUCAGCUGAAUUAUAUAGAACAGGAAGCCAUCAGACUUUCUGAGGAAAUCAAAGCAGAGUACUGGGCUGUGUCUGCAAAGUCAGGAGACGGCGUCAGGGACUUCUUCCUACGAGUUGCAUCUUUGACCUUCGAGGCCAACAUUUUAGCAGAGAUUGAGAAGAGCGGGUCGAGGCAGGUCAAAGACAUUGUCAGGAUCACGGACGGCGACCACAAAGCGAAGAGGAAAUCCAACUGUUGCUGAAACUGAGCUAAUGGUUGUUUGGAUUGAAGAAGCAAUAAUGCAUCAACUCAAGGCGGAAAACUCAGUCAAGAGGUGCAGGGAGGUCUUUGUCAGUGGAGAUUUUCAGAAUAAUGUCAACAGAUGCGGUGGUACAUUUUAAAAACGAUGUUAAAGGAAGUGUAUCUGCUGUGACUAAAACACACGUGAAAGCUCCAGCUUGGUGAGAUCCUUGUUGGUAUGAAGUUUUUAUCAUGAAUUCACACACUGGUAUCUUUGUAAAAGAAAGUUUCUGCUGCGGCUGAAAUGAAGCGUUUAUUCUCCUGGUUUUCUCACUGGCCUGCUGUCAUAUGACUCCGUGCUUCUAAUUCAAUGCGCACGCUGCCUCCAGUGACCAGCGUCAUGCCCAUAAUGCAGCUCUCCCCUCCUCAGGACUCAGGAGUUCACAUGAUCUUAAAAAUGGAGGGAUUGUUUUUUGGAAUGGGGAAAAAGCAGCAAGUUAUGUCCUAUUUUCGUGGUGAAUAAGAUGUGGUCAAGAAGAGCUCCUGCUUUUGCAAACCUCUGUGCACUCUCUUUAAAUGACUUCAAAAAAUCUUUCUUAUAAACAGUUUUUUUAAAAUAGAAUGUACACUUUGCCAUCUUUGACACUCCGUAUCAGAUAUCAUUGAUGGAAAUAAAAUAAUGUUGACCACAUAUGGAUUGUUUAUUAACUGCAGAUGAACCUUUGAAUAUUUAGGGUGGUUUGCCUUACAUUAAAAGGUAAAAAUAGCGACAUCAUGAUACUGCCUCCACCGUGCUGUACAAAACUGCUGCUUGACUUGCAUCUCCUCAAAACGACAAAUGAAGGUCUGUCUAAUACAUUUGAAUAAAACAACAUGUAGAAUA